GAGAGAGAGAGAGAGAGCUUCACUGAGAGUGAGAGUUAGAGAGCAAUGGAGGAGGAGAGAGGUCUCGUGGAGAAGACGAAGGGAAGCGGAGGAGAAGAUGAGCUCCAGGUGAGGACCUUCAAUGAUGCGAUUAGGGUUUUCACCGAGGAAUCCAAGAAGCAGUGGAUGUUGGUGGCGCCGAUCGCCAUGACCGCUCUCUUCACCUACGGCAUCAACUCUUCCGUCCAGAUAUUCGCCGGCCAGCUCAGUGCUCUCCAGCUCUCCGCCGUCUCCACCGCCCUCACUCUCUGCUCCAAUUUAACUUCUGGCUUCCUGCUCAGCAUGGGGAGUGCUCUAGAGACGCUAAGCGGACAAGCGGUUGGAGCAGGGCAAGUAGGCAUGCUCAGCAUUUAUAUGCAACGUACAUGGAUCAUCCUCAUCAUCUCCUCCAUCCUCAUGUUACCGAUCUUUAUCUUUGCGACCCCCAUCCUCUCCAUCCUUGGCCAACAACCUGAUAUAGCCUUCCUCGCUGGCCGCUUUGCCCUUCUCAUUCUCCCCCACCAAUUUGCCAUGGCCAUUUCCUACCCUUCCCAAAAGUUCCUCCUAACUCAGAGUAAGGUCCUGCCUCUUGCAUUCAUUGCUUUCAUAUCUCUUGCUCUUCAUCUUUGUGCGCUUUGGUUCUUCACCUCUGUCUUGGAAUGGGGCUCAACCGGGGCAGCUAUAGCCUUUGAUGUGUCUUCAUGUGCAAUGGCUAUAUUUCAAGUGAUCUACAUUAUGCUUUGGUGCAAGGAUGCAUGGAAUGGUUUUUCAUGGUUUGCUUUCAAGGACUUGUGGCCUUUCAUGAAGCUCUCUCUUUCAUCUGCUUUCAUGCUUCUCUUGACUGAUUGGUAUGGUGCUCUUGUGGUGUUUCUCGCUGGCCUCCUAAACAAUGCACAGGUUACAGUUGCAUCAGUCUCCAUAUGGCUGAACAUAACUACUUGGGAGUAUAUGUUGGUCACUGGAUUCAUGUCAGCAACAAGUGUGAGGCUGUCAAAUGAGCUUGGAUCAGGCCGGCCGAGGGCGGGGAAGUACGCGAUUAUCGUUUCUGCCUUGACAACACUAUUCAUCGGGCUUUUCUCAUCUGCACUGAUCUUAGCAAGCUGGAACAAGUUCCCACUGUUGUUCACCAGCAGCAAAGAAGUUCAAGAUUCAGCUUCUACUGCAGUUUACCUUCUUGCCACUUCCGUAAUGAUUAUUUGCAUUCAAUCAACAUUGACAGGAGCAAUCACUGGAAGCGGAUGGCAAGGUCUUGUUGCUUAUAUUAACUUAGGUUGCUAUUAUCUCCUUGGCCUUCCUCUUGGUGCUGCUUUUGGAUUUCUCUUUCAUUGGGACUGGCAGGGAAUAUGGACUGGAACGAUGUGUGGUAGCAUAACUCAGACUUUGGUUCUCAUAAUCAUGGUUUGUAAGACCAACUGGAAGGGUCAGGUUGCAGUAGCUGAAAGAAGACUCCAAUUUUGGAGUGGAGAAGAUCAAUAGACAACAGAAUGAUGUCAUUGAGUGCUUAAUUAAAUUGGUAUUAAGGACAUCAAUUAUUGUAAUUUAUUCACAAUAAAUUGUAUUCUUAAACAUUAAGACAUCCAUUGUUGUGUUUUAAUUAAAUUAUAUUAUUGUUGUAUUGUA
Messenger RNA from Dioscorea cayenensis subsp. rotundata (Guinea yam), 1638 nucleotides. RefSeq names its product protein DETOXIFICATION 35-like. Gene Ontology annotation, biological process: xenobiotic detoxification by transmembrane export across the plasma membrane. Lineage: Eukaryota; Viridiplantae; Streptophyta; Magnoliopsida; Dioscoreales; Dioscoreaceae. The record is from RefSeq and is a predicted model, not a curated record. The transcript is spliced from 7 exons. Gene Ontology annotation, cellular component: membrane. Bases 46 to 1494 code for a protein of 482 amino acids. Gene Ontology annotation, molecular function: xenobiotic transmembrane transporter activity; antiporter activity.